Sphaeramia orbicularis (orbiculate cardinalfish) is the source of this 1629-nucleotide messenger RNA. RefSeq names its product beta-crystallin A2-like. Gene Ontology annotation, biological process: lens development in camera-type eye; visual perception. NCBI's taxonomy places the organism in Eukaryota, Metazoa, Chordata, Actinopteri, Kurtiformes, Apogonidae. The transcript has 4 exons. The coding region runs from base 712 to 1377 and encodes 221 amino acids. Gene Ontology annotation, molecular function: structural constituent of eye lens. The record is from RefSeq and is a predicted model, not a curated record.
CACCUCAGUACCGUCUGUAAGUAUACCAACACCCUGCCUCAAACUCAGCUGAGGAACGUCAGUGUGGGACAGUUCUGUGUGCUGGAGUGGAGACGCACUAAAGCUAUGGAUGUAUCGAUACUCUAGAGCAAACACAUGGCAGCUUUUUUUUGGGUUUUUCUUUUUUUUUCUACUAGUCUGGUGACCAGGAAAGAGUUUGGGUCUCCUGCUUCAUGGGGUUUUAUGGUUUACAACCUCCACAGCCCCUUACUGAGAAAAUAUCUUCAUGUGCUAAGUUUGUUGGAACCAACCUCUUCUCACUAAAACACUAAAUUUCGUACUGGAACUAGUGAAAAUAUGGGGUUUAUUUUGGUCCUACAGUACGGUUUACAGGACGGAGGUGUGAUGUAUGUAUCUGUGAGUCCAGGCUGAAGCCUAUCUGAGGGACGGCCGAGAGUUUUGUAGCAUGGAGAAAUUGAAAAAUGAUAAAUGAGUGGAAUUUGUUCACUUCCUGUGACAGGCGUGGAGGUCGACCUUAACAGAUAUUACACGUGAUGAAGCGAAGGGAAGGAAGCCGCAGUAGCAUGCAUUUGUACCACCGUUAUUUUCCAUUAAAUAAGUACUUACAGAUAUAUAAAAACCAUGUGUUGGAACGUUUCUGUGGCAGGUUUAUAGUUGCAGUAAACACGUUGAAAGGGGGGUCGUAGCUCGGGGCCCUGUCCUAGCUCUUGAAUGUUUUUUGGGUGUUGUGUUAAAAUACUGUACCUUCUUCUCCAGAGAGUAACCCCUAAGGGAGAAGCAGCAGCCAUGAACACUCAACAGAUGGAGCAGAUGGGCCAGUUCAAGAUCACAGUCUGGGAGGAGGAGAACUUCCAGGGAAAGCGCUGUGAGUUCAUGCUGGAGUGCCAGAACAUCAUGGAGAGGGGCUUCAACAAGAUCCGCUCCUUCAAGGUUGAGAAUGGACCUUGGGUGGGUUAUGAGUACCCAGAGUUCCAGGGACAGCAGUUUAUCCUGGAGAAGGGAGACUACCCUCGCUAUGAGGCCUGGAGUGGAAACAGCAGCUACAGAACCGAGCACAUGUUGUCCUUCAGACCCAUCAAGUGCGCUAACCACAGUGACAGCAAGGUGACCAUGUACGAGUGCGAGGACUUCCAGGGCCGUAAGUUUGAGAUGUGCGACGACUACCCCUCCCUACAGGCCAUGGGCUGGUGCAGCAAGGAGGUGCCUUCCAUCAAAGUUAACUCCGGAGCCUGGGUGGCCUACCAGUUCCCUGGUUACCGUGGUUACCAGUACAUCCUGGAGAGGGACAGACACCAAGGCGAGUACAGAAACUACAAUGAGUACAGCACCCAGGCCCACACCAACCAGGUGCAGUCCAUUCGUAGGAUCCAGCACUAAGUCUUCACUUUACCUGCCUGACCCAAACUGAAAAAAAGAAAAAGAAAAAAGAAAAAAAAAAAAAAGAAACUCUCCUGAACCUCUUUCUCAACUUGAACCUGGACAGACCAUCGUCACAGACCCGUAGAUGGACAAACUCUUUCUAUCACUCUGUGGCUCUGCAUGUAUGGAUAUAUUCUAAGUACCUACUUCUACUACCAUGCCAAAGCAUGUUCUUGAAAUAGGAAAUAAAGGCUUUUCUUCAAAACUAUA